UCCAGUGGGGAAGGAAAUCAACUUUGUGAAACAGAGAGAGACAAAUUUCACCUGCAGGAUUUACCUGAUCUUUCUCAGGAUUAAACAACACCUGCUUUUAUUCUCUCGGAUUAAAAACCAUUUCUCUCCAUUGGCGCUAAUGACGUCAUGACGCACUACAAUUAAACCAAAUGGAUCCUGUGGUUCCAGCAUGGCGAAAUCAUGAGCAAAUAAAGUCAACUUCAGUGAAGUGUCACCCAUAGUGCAUGUUGAGAAUCCGACUGUUCACCUGACCGAGAUAACCAGGUGUAAUUGUUUGACCUUUGCCCUGCAGACACCAUGGCUGCAGAAGACCACUACCUGCACACCUCCACUCAGAUCUUUGACAACCUGAUGAUGGACCCGCCCUGGGAGUUCACUCACUUCCCCGGGAUGUCCCAGACGACGUCUCUGAGGACAGCGGACGGUCCGUUCCUGCAGAUCAUAGAGCAGCCCAAACAGCGGGGCUUCAGGUUCAGGUACGGAUGUGAGGGUCCGUCUCACGGGGGAUUACCGGGAGCCUCCAGUGAGAAGAACAGGAAGACUUACCCCGCCGUCAAGAUCAGUAACUACCAGGGUCCGGCGCGCGUGGUGGUCCAGCUGGUGACGGCGCUGACUCCCCUCCCUCAGCUCCACGCUCACAGUCUGGUGGGGAAACAGUGCGAUAAAGGGAUCUGCGUCACCGAACUGCUGCCCAAAGACUCCAACAUCAGCUUCCCUAACCUGGGCAUCCUCCACGUCACCAAGAAGAACGUGGCGAAGACUCUGGAGGAGAGGAUGGUGGAGGCCUUCAGGCUGGGCUACAGCUGCGGAGUCUCCAUCCACCCCGAGAUCGACGCCAUGCAGGGGGAGGUCCGGGUGCCCCGAGAACUCUCCGAGCACCAGCGCAGUGUGAUCUGCAGCACAGCCUCCCAGCAGGCGAAGGAGAUGGACCUCAGCGUGGUGAGACUCAUGUUCACAGCCUUCCUCCCCGACAGCGACGGAGGCUUCACCAGACGCCUCGAGCCCGUCGUUUCAGACCCCAUCUACGACAGCAAAGCCCCGAACGCCUCUAAUCUGAAGAUUGUUCGGAUGGAUCGAACGGCCGGCUGUGUGAGCGGAGGAGAGGAGGUUUACCUGCUCUGUGACAAGGUGCAGAAAGAUGAUAUCCAGGUGAGGUUCUAUGAAGAGGACGACUCGGGGUUAAUCUGGGAGGCUCUGGGAGAUUUUUCCCCGACAGACGUGCACAGACAGUUCGCCAUCGUGUUCAAAACUCCGAAGUAUCGCGACCAGAAUCUCCAGAAACCCACGUCGGUGUUCGUUCAGCUGAAGAGAAAAUCUGACAACGAGACCAGCGAACCCAAACCCUUCACCUACCACCCCCAGAUCAUAGAUAAAGAGGAAGUGCAGAGGAAGAGACAGAAGACGUUGCCCAACUUCCACGACCUCAGGGGGGGGGGAGGAGGUCUGUACCGAGGAGGAGGAACAGGAGGUGGAGGAGGAGGAGGAGGAGGAACAGGAGGAGGAGGAGGUUACUUCCAGGGCUUCACUACCUACAACUAUGGAGGAGGAGGAGGAGGAGGAGGAGGUUUCUCCACUGGAUACUCAGCUGGUCUGGGAGGAGGAGGCAUCAAACACAGUGAGAGAAAUACUUUUUCCUAUGUCCUGAUGAUAUGUGAUGUUGCUUCAGAGGGCGGCAGCGACCCGGACGAGGACUCGGGGUCGGGGGUCGCUCUGAGAGCCGCUGCCCAGGAAGGAGGCCUCGAGCUGGGGGAGAGAAGUGAGGAGGAGGGGGUCAGUGUGGAGGAGGCAGGACAACACAGAGAGGAUGUCUUUCUGCAGCUUCAGGCUCUGUUUCAGUACUCGGUGACUGGAGACUCUGCCUACCUUCUGGCUGCUCAGCGCCCUCUGAUUAUCGCUCAGGACGAGGACGGAGACACUGGUCUCCACCUGGCGGUCCUCCACAGCCAGCAGGGGGCGCUGCAGAGUCUGACUCAGGUCGUCUCUGCUCUACCCGGACCGGAGGUUCUCAACAUGAGGAACCACCUCUACCAGACUGCUUUGCACCUGGCGGUGAUAACGCAUCAGAGGAAGGCGGUCGAAGCGCUCCUAUUGGCCGGCGCCGACCCGACUCUCACGGAUCGUCACGGCAACACAGCGCUCCACCUGGCUGCCGGGCUGGAGGGGGGGGCGGAGCUUAUUCAGAUCCUCCUGAAGAGAGGAGACGUGAGGGGGGGAAUGCAGCUCUGCAAUACAGCAGGUUUGUGUGCGAUCCACCUGGCGGUCCUGGCCAAUCAGCUGCCUUCUCUGCGGGAGCUGCUGGAGGGCGGGGCCGACGUGGAGGUUCGGGAGCGAAGCAGCGGCCGCUCCGCGCUGCAUCUCAGCACCGAGGCCGACAACGUGUCGCUGGCCGGCUGCCUGCUGCUGGAGGGAAACGCAAAGGUGGACUGCUCCACUUUCAACGGCUCCACAUCGCUCCACAUCGCUGCAGGACGAGGCUCUCUCAAACUGACCGCUCUGCUGAUGGCUGCAGGUGCGGACCCUCAGAAGGAGAACUUCGAGCCGCUCUUCUUCAGGGAGGAGGAGUGCGGUGAUGAAGAGGAGGGUGAAGAGGAAGAUGAAGGUUACAUCCCAGGAAACACGCCCAUCAGCAUGGCCGCCAACGCUCAGGUGUUGGAUCUUCUGAAUGGUAAAGAGUAUGAACCAAAGUCUCCACACAAAGCCUUCGCCGCUCCUCAAGGUGACCUGGCGAGUCUGGACGUGCAGGUGAAGCAGCAGGUGUGUCGCGCUCUGGAGAGUGAAGGAUGCUGGGAAAACCUGGCUCACAGUCUGAGCCUCGGGAUCCUCAACACGGCCUUCAGGCUGAGCCCCUCCCCCGCCAAAACCCUGCUGGACAGCUACGAGGUGUCAGGUGGGACGGUGCGGGAUCUACUCGCUGGUCUGAGGUCAGUCGGAGAGUGCAGAGCGCUGAGCGUCCUGGAGGAGGCUCUGCGUAACCACAACGACACUCAGCUGACCAAUGAGAGCGGAGGAGAGGUUCAGGUGCAGGAUGUGAAGGCGGAGGUGCAGAUCGACAGCGGGGUGUGUGACAGCGGAGUGGAGCUCUCCACGGCCUGAACAUCCAUCCCAUAAUAAACAAACCAUCCACCCAGAGUUCAUCAGGAAGCUUUUUAACAAACUGUUUUUUAAUGAAAUGUGUUUUUAAACCUGUUGACAGAAACUCAAGAUGUAUUGAUGGCACUCCAACAACCAAAGAAUGUAAAAUAAGAAAAUAUAAGGAUUUGAAUGACUUGAGGAUAUUUAGGAUCAUGUUCAGGGACAGACCGGGGACAUCAGACGGAGGCUUUAGUUUCAGGGGAAAGGUGCUAUAACUAGAGAGAUGAUUGUAAAGACAUGUGCCCCAAAGGAUGGUUUCUGUUUUAAUAUAUAACUCUCACAUGUGUUCAUGCUGGUGUGAUUCCUCCUCUUCAGACAGGCUGGGAGAUAUCUUAUUAAAGAGUCCCUAGUUUCUGUUUUAGGUGAAUCCAAAAUGUCCAGUUUGAGUUCAAAUGUUGCGCCCACAUUUUUGUUGUAAUUUUUUUUUAAGGAUUGUUCCCUUUUUAAAUAUCACAUUUCUUAUUCCCUGAUUAUGGUGACCAGGUGCCAACAAGCCACAUGGGGGGAGAAGAAGGCGUUUAGUGCGUGGCUCAGAGCUACUUUAGAUUUAAGUCUAUCCAACCCUUAAAAUGAAAUGGGUGAAUGGACGGUUCUUAUGAAAUCUCUUUAUCAGGUGUUGCUC
Trematomus bernacchii (emerald rockcod) is the source of this 3775-nucleotide messenger RNA. Its product is annotated as nuclear factor NF-kappa-B p105 subunit-like. NCBI's taxonomy places the organism in Eukaryota, Metazoa, Chordata, Actinopteri, Perciformes, Nototheniidae. Gene Ontology annotation, biological process: non-canonical NF-kappaB signal transduction; canonical NF-kappaB signal transduction; inflammatory response. Gene Ontology annotation, cellular component: cytoplasm. The record is from RefSeq and is a predicted model, not a curated record. Gene Ontology annotation, molecular function: protein binding; RNA polymerase II cis-regulatory region sequence-specific DNA binding; DNA-binding transcription factor activity, RNA polymerase II-specific.